Molecule: messenger RNA, 288 nt
Organism: Fusarium coffeatum
Lineage: Eukaryota; Fungi; Ascomycota; Sordariomycetes; Hypocreales; Nectriaceae
Exons: 1
Coding region: 1-288 (95 amino acids)
Source: RefSeq, a predicted model, not a curated record
AUGGAUCCCUUCAAGAACUCGUCUGAACGCAAGACAGGGUUUGUUCACUACCCCCCUCUGGAUCCAGCUCUUUCUGGAGUUGGUGCUGCUGAUAUGACUUUAGAACCGGAGAGAAUACGCCGUGUAGCAGUUCACGAUACUUUCCAGGCACUUGGUGUUGAGACAUCUGUUUCGACAUAUCGUGACCUGGUGCUCUCUUUGAUCAAAGAUUGCCCGCUCAAGCGUGAUCUUGUUGCUUUCGUCGACACCCCAAGGAAGGCUCUUGGUGAAAACCCCAUUCGGGUGUAG